CACGAACUACAAGCUGCUCAGACAUUCGCAACAUCGGAAAUGUCAAAGCCUAAAAAUUGGCCAGACACACUACCGUACUUACGGGCACCACUGCAUGCGAAAGAAAUCACCAGUGCGCAAAAACAGGCGUUGCGAGCCCGUCCUGAUGCCGGCUCAACGAUACCCAUCAUUGACGCAGCGUCAACGUCUACACCGUGUGAUAAAGUCAAGAUACAGCCUAUAAAAGACGCUUCACAUCCAGCAAACGGUCAAUAUGGGCUGUUUGCGUCGCAGAAUAUCAAGCCUGGAAGCUUUAUCAUGGCGUAUCUAGGCAAGGUGCACUCUGGAAGCCUGGCAGCAUCGGAUCCUACGAGUGCAUCGGCGAAAAGCGACUAUGAUCUAUGGUUGGACCGCGACGCCGACGUUGCAGUGGAUGCGGCGAGAGAAGGAAACGAAGCCCGAUUUGUCAAUGAUUACAGAGGUAUCGGUACCAAGGCCAACGCUGAGUUCCGGCCUGUGUGGUGUCAGCGCUGGGGAGAACUGUGCGUUGGGGUGUGGGCGAUAAGCGGGCGACAGCAGAAAGGGAAAGGAGCUGCAGAGAAGAAUUCGGGAAUAAGAAAAGGAGAAGAGAUUCUGAUUAGCUAUGGAAAGGGAUUCUGGGAAGAGAGACGGCGAGAGCAGGCGGGAGAAGAAGAGGCAGAUGAGACUGUUGAUGGAACGACGGUGUGAGGGUUGAUUUUACGACUUACGAAUCGACGAUACUGCAAUGCAUGCAAAUGAAAGAUAUAAUUUGUAGUUUAAUUUUCAUUUAUUUAUAUAAUAAUCCUUUUC
[Torrubiella] hemipterigena is the source of this 810-nucleotide messenger RNA. The record is from the annotation of a GenBank genome assembly. NCBI's taxonomy places the organism in Eukaryota, Fungi, Ascomycota, Sordariomycetes, Hypocreales, Clavicipitaceae.